CGCCCCCUGGCGGCGGGACGGGCGGGAGGGCGGCCCCGCUCCCGGCCCCGGCCCCGGUUCUGCUCCCGGUCCUGCUCCUUGUCCCGCUCCUGCUCCCGGCCCCGGUGGCCCCGGAGCGCCGUCCGUGCCACCAUGAGCUCCGAGACGCUGGUCAAGGACGUCAAGCCCGGCCUCAAGAACCUCAACCUCAUCUUCAUCGUGCUGGAGACCGGCCGGGUGACCAAGACCAAGGACGGCCACGAGGUCAGGACGUGCAAGGUGGCCGACAAGACCGGCAGCAUCAACAUCUCCGUGUGGGACGACGUGGGCAACCUCAUCCAGCCCGGGGACAUCAUCCGCCUCACCAAGGGCUACGCCUCCGUCUUCAAGGGCUGCCUGACGCUCUACACCGGCCGAGGGGGGGAUCUGCAGAAGAUUGGAGAGUUCUGCAUGGUUUACUCCGAGGUGCCCAACUUCAGCGAGCCCAACCCCGAGUACGCGGCGCAGCAGGGCCAGGGCAAGGGGGCCCCUCCCGACAGCUCCACCCCGCCGGCUCCGCAGCCCCCCCCGGGCCCCCCCCCCCGGUUCCCCGCAGCCCCCGAGAGCCAGAACGGGAACGGGCUGAGCCCGGGGGGCCCCCCCCGCGCACACCCCCCGAGCGGCCGCAGCACCCGCAGCCAGCCCGGGCCCGUCAGCAACGGCAAGGAGACGCGCCGGAGCGGCAAGAGAUAGCCGGGACCCCCCCGGGACCCCCCCGGGACCCCCCGGGACACCCCGGGACAC
Messenger RNA from Passer domesticus (house sparrow), 762 nucleotides. RefSeq names its product nucleic acid binding protein 2 (gene NABP2). The coding region runs from base 133 to 711 and encodes 192 amino acids. NCBI's taxonomy places the organism in Eukaryota, Metazoa, Chordata, Aves, Passeriformes, Passeridae. The record is from RefSeq and is a predicted model, not a curated record. The transcript is spliced from 7 exons. Gene Ontology annotation, cellular component: SOSS complex. Gene Ontology annotation, biological process: response to ionizing radiation; double-strand break repair via homologous recombination; mitotic cell cycle checkpoint signaling. Gene Ontology annotation, molecular function: DNA binding.